AAGCAGCAGACAAUAGUAUCUCCUUACCUCUUGACACCGACUGCCAUAUUUCUGCUGAAAUACGCUCGUGAUCCAUAGAGCAGCUCAUGCACUCCUGAGUCAACCGAGAUUGACAACUGGAGCGCAUUUUACUAUCUGCAAAAUUCAGAAUGUCUGGGUACUUUGAGGGAGCAGCUUCAUAGCCACUGUAGGAGGCCAGCAGGACGCUUACACACGUACCAUGGGCCUACAGGCGCCAGUUCACCGGGGCCCUCGUGCAUUUGUGCCGAUGGUAUCUGUUAUUUUAUUAGCUGGUUGCCAAGUCCUGGCGGAAUCGGCGGGUGUAGAUAGUGCGAGAAACGCCCAAGGACAAGGGGCACACGACAAUGACACGUGUAUCUAUUACCACGAACUGAACUCUGACGAACAAUGCAAGUUCAUCCAGACUACGGAAGAUUGCAAGCCCGAUAGUGGUUUCGUCAACUACUUGGAGUUUACGUACUGUUCUUUCUCGGCUGGUCUACAACCACUCGCACUAGUCAUACUGUUCGUCUGGCUUUCUUUCUUGUUUGUCUGCCUCGGGGUUGCGGCCAAAAACUUCUUUUGUCCGGCGCUGCUGACCAUCUCUAAGGCGCUGAAGCUUAGCGACAACGUUGCAGGAGUGACGUUCCUAGCCUUUGGCAAUGGCGCCCCUGAUGUUUUCAGUGCUGUUGUGGCCAUCACGAAUUCUAAAGAUGGAGAUGCAGGGUUGGCCAUUGGCGCGCUCUUCGGAGCCGCUGUGUUCAUCACGACCUUUGUGGCGGGUACCAUUUCCGCCCUGAACUCCUUCGAGGUAGCGCAGGUGCCGUUCCUGAGGGACGCCAUCUUUGUCGUGGGGGCGUCCUACUGGACUUUCUACAUCCUGUACACAGGACAGAUAUGGACCUCGGAGGCUGUAGGAUUCAUAUUGCUGUACAUAUUUUACGUGAUCGUCGUUUUGGUUUCAAUACGAUUCACGAAGCCUGCCAAUGUGACCAUACCUAAGAUAGACGGUAGUGGGUCUUAUAAGCGUCUGGAAGAGGGUCCAAACACUGAGACCCAAGAAGUAACUAGCGACAUCGAUCAACUUGCCGAAUGCCCUCUUAAAGAUGAGCAACAUGUAUCAACAAACAGCUUUGAAUUGGCAAAAGAUGACGCAGACACGGACAUGGACAAUAAGUGUCAGAUUGAAGAUGCCUCUUGUGACUCACCCGAAGAAGUUAGCCCUGAAAGAGACUCUAACCUCAAAGAUGACGACGUGGAAAAGCCAACAGCAGACGGCAUAGGCGAGGAUCUCAUAACCGAAGAAAAUGACCCUAGCGAGAACGUAGUAAUCUCCUGCAAGACGCCGGAAAAAGAACCACUUCCAGCCAAGCGGAAAACUAAUUUUGGAACCAUACAUCCCGUCGACGGACCAGGGGAGCCUUCUGACAUAGGCCUCAUAAAAUCCAAUGAGUUCUCCAGGGGCUGCACCGAACAGGAACCAUUGCUCCCCAAAUCAAAGAAACGCAGUGGUCCGUGCCACCAAUUGGGGGCACUGUUCAGGGACGUCAACCCUAUCGAUUUUGAGGGAUGGAAAAGCAAAGGUUACGUCAUGAGAGCCUUUGAAAUAUUCAAGUCUCCAAUCAAGCUGUUACUGCUAAUCACGGUUCCCCUUGUCCACCACGACAAGUGUAGUUGGAAUAAGCCUCUGAAUUGUCUACAGCUUCUAGUUGGACCAGUCUGCUGUGUCUUCAUUACGAAUAGUUACAAUACAGUCAUAGCAGGUCAAUUCUACCUGUGGCAUCUGGUGUUGUGUCUCGGUGCUCUUCUAUUCAUCAUCGCUUUCCUCACAUCUAAGCCAAGCCAACCUCCAGUUUACUAUAUAGCAUUUGCAUUUCUCGGCUUCGUCAUCUCUGUAUGCUGGAUCUUUGGCAUCGCUAAUGAAAUCAUCAAUCUUUUAAGGAUGUACGGCAUUGUCUUUGACCUCAGUGAUGCCAUUCUAGGACUGACGUUUCUGGCAUUGGGCAACUGUAUAGGAGAUCUCGUGAAUGAUAUAGCUAUGGCCAAGCAGGGCGCCCCCAACAUGGCCAUAUCUGCAUGUUUCGGAGGGCCCAUUUUCAAUAUGUUGAUUGGGAUAGGAGUAGCAACUACCAUUGCAACGGCACAGAACGGUGGAAUUUUCAAAUUGAAGACGGACACACUGCAGUUUGUAUUGGCCGCCGGUCUAGGCAUCAGCCUCUUCACGUCCAUGUUCUUCAUGAUAGCAGCCAGGUUCCGGGCAACUAAAAUCUAUGCUGUUCUGCUGUAUAUCUUUUACGCGGUGUUUCUGACUAUCGCCAUCUUGACCGAAACCAAAGUCAUCAAGUGGUGAAAAAUAAAUGUAAAAUAUCCUGCCUUCCUAGUCAGUUUAUUCAACUCUCUUUUUUAUACGUUUAGGCAAUAUUUCCUUCAACUAUGAAGUUAUUUAAAUCUGUUUUCUCAGAUAAUAUUUGAGACUUUUAGGGGAGUUACCACCCCUUCAUACUUCUAUUUUAGAAUUUUGUUAACCCGAAAUAAUUGUUAAUGCUAAACUCAUCAGUUCAGUGAUACUAAGAUAUACAAUACCAAGUCUGAUACCUCAGUCGUGGUCUGUGCCACAUACACCUUUUUAGUUAGUUUUUCAAAUGCAUCCGCCAAUGUUUUGAAUUUCCAAGGGUUUGAAAUAUUUCUGGUUAAGGAAAAACUUUUUUUCCAUUUAUAGUGUAAUGAUCAGCGACGCUGUGACCUCAAAGCUAUCUGUUAUCUACGUGUAAAUUCUACCGAAAAGAAACACAGAACACAGAACCAAAUAAUUUUUCUCUUUGCCAAUAAAAUCAAACGUUAACUGUUUAU
Molecule: messenger RNA, 2850 nt
Organism: Acanthaster planci (crown-of-thorns starfish)
Lineage: Eukaryota; Metazoa; Echinodermata; Asteroidea; Valvatida; Acanthasteridae
Product: mitochondrial sodium/calcium exchanger protein-like
Biological process (GO): intracellular calcium ion homeostasis; transmembrane transport; monoatomic cation transport
Cellular component (GO): membrane
Molecular function (GO): calcium:sodium antiporter activity
Source: RefSeq, a predicted model, not a curated record